UGUUUGUGUAUAGGUUAGACAACAAAAACGUAUUGGAUAAUAUACAUUAUGGAUAAAAGCAGUCAAACAUCUGUGAAAUCGACCAGUACCAGUAGCAGUGCCACAGGGAGAGACCAUAAUAGUCUCAAUCUCAGCAAACUAUCCCACAAAAUCUCCAAGGCUACUUCCCAAUCCCAGCUGAGAAAGCCCUGUUUUGAUGCUCCUGUGAAUCAAAAUCAUUCGAGCUUCAACCAUACCCAAAAUCGACUUCAAUCGGCAGCCCCUGCAGUUCAACCGCAGCAGCAACAGAAUCUACAGGCGCAGGCGCUGGCGCAACAGCACCAGCCCCCGGUGUAUAACAUUAACAAGAAUGACUUCCGCGAUGUGGUUCAGAAGCUUACAGGCUCCCCCGCUCACGAGCGCUUCUCAAAUCCUCCGCCCAUUCAACCUCCUAAGCCCCAAAGCUCUCGCCUCCAACGAAUUCGCCCUCCUCCUCUCGCUCAUGUUACUAAUCGUCCCCCUCCACAACAGCUACCAAACAGUUCCCAUUUCCACCCCUCGACCGCCCUGAAUUUCGGCCUCACCGGCCGGCCUAUGGCGCCGCUAUCCCCAUUGCCUCCACUCCCGGCCGUCCACGCAGCGGCCGAAUCUCCUAUCUCAGCAUACAUGCGAUACAUCCCAAACUCAUUUCCCAUUGCCGAUUCAAAUCCACCGCCGCCCCAAGGAUUAUCACCACUCAGCCAUCUAGCCUCGUCCUGCUGGAACAAUUUCACCACACAGCAGCAAGGUUCGAUGCCUCUCCCACCAUCGUCUGCAAUGUUACAGUCACAUCCACAGUUUCAGAUGCCGCCAUCAUCGCCCCUAGCAUUCGGAUGCUUGAACUCCCCAAGGUCCUCGCACAGUGCCUUAUCUUCCCCAAAUCUGAUGUUCUCGCCAUCGACAAGUCAAUUAGGGUUUCCAUAGUUGCCGCUCUCGCCAUCUGUACCCGCGUCAAGCCCUAGAUGGGUCGGCGACUAGUCCCCUUCGGCCGGUUACAUUCAGGAAACGCCGCCGUUUUAUGCGUCAGGAGGAAGCCUCGGCAAAGAAAGAGGGAAAAUUGCUAUUAUAUAUUAUUUUAUUAUCCACUCUGGAAUUUAAAAAUGCAAUACCGUUAGUUUUCAAUUUCAGUCUCCAAUUUAUUUUUUAAAUAUUUUUUAU
Molecule: messenger RNA, 1176 nt
Organism: Cucurbita moschata (crookneck pumpkin)
Lineage: Eukaryota; Viridiplantae; Streptophyta; Magnoliopsida; Cucurbitales; Cucurbitaceae
Product: VQ motif-containing protein 9-like
Exons: 1
Coding region: 49-942 (297 amino acids)
Source: RefSeq, a predicted model, not a curated record